This is a messenger RNA of Monodelphis domestica (gray short-tailed opossum), 5486 nucleotides long. RefSeq names its product anoctamin 9 (gene ANO9). NCBI's taxonomy places the organism in Eukaryota, Metazoa, Chordata, Mammalia, Didelphimorphia, Didelphidae. The record is from RefSeq and is a predicted model, not a curated record. Gene Ontology annotation, molecular function: chloride channel activity; protein dimerization activity. Gene Ontology annotation, cellular component: plasma membrane. Gene Ontology annotation, biological process: chloride transmembrane transport.
GGGGGAAGGAGGGAGAGCUGAGGCAAGCCGACCCCCAGGAUGCCCUUCCUAUAGAUCAGACUGGAGGUGAUGAGGGCCUGCCCCAGGGAAGUUGGCCAGGAGAGAGGGGAGGCUUGCAGAGUUGUUCCGGGCCCCUGGGCCAGAGUAAUUCCUCAGACCCUCCAGGGUGACAGCUCCCUUCCCUGGAAAGACACCACCACCCUGGGCCCCUUCCUCCAAAGUCUCAGGUCUGGUGAUGAUAAGAAAAUUCAGCCCGAUGAGAAGUUCAAGGAAUUGCUGGGAUGAGCCUGUGGUGGUGAACCUACAGCACACCUGCCAGAGAGGCACACAGGGCCCUCUCCGUGAUGCCCCAGCUCAGAGUUCAGUACUAGCCAGAGGGCCAUGGGGCUGGGCUGCUCCCCUCCCCCUCUCCACAGGCACCCAAGGACAGUCCCAAGAGAAGGACAACUUGGGUACAGGAUGUAGACAUGAAAGGUGCUACCAUAAGCAAACAGGGGAACCCAGAACGGUUUCCCUGUGUGAUCCCGGAAGCAGGAAGGAAUUUAAGACCAAAGAAGAGAUGGAGAGCAUUAGAGGAUGUCCAAUGGACCGGUUUGACUCAAAUUGAAACAAGGGAAGGGAAGGGAAGCAGAAGGGGGGUGGCAUUGUACAGCAAGUAUCUCUGCUCCAGGCCUCCUUUCUCAAACAGGUGACCACCUGAGUCAAAUUUAGAAAAAUCUGGCAUUUUCCAAUUGAUAAAUGGUCAAAGGAUCUGAACGGCAGUUUUCUGAAGAGAUCAAAGCUGGCUGUAGUUGUGAGAAAAAGAGGUUCUAAAUCACUCUGACCGCCUUAUGAUUGGCCCAUGUGACAGAAAAGGCAAAUGAGAAAUGUUGGAGGAAAUUUGAGGAAGAUUGGGAUGCUGGUGCAUUGUUGGUGGAGUUGGGAACCCAGCCAACCAUUCUGGUGAGCAAUUUGGACCUGCGCCCCAAGGGCUCCAAAGCUGUGCAUCCCUUUGAUUGGGCAAUCCCUCUACUGGGGCUGGACCAAAGAGAUCAAAGAAAAAGGGAAAAGGGCCUGUUUGGACAAGUAUAGAUCUGGCAGCUUUUUGUGCUGGCAACGAAUCGGAAACGGAGGGGCGGCCACACGAACCGUGGCCCGUGGCUGUGCUUCUAGAAAUGACGGAGAGGCUGAUUUCGGAAAAGCCUGGAUGGAGGAGGCAAAGUGAAGCGAGAAGAACCAGCCUGUGGGAUGGCGCCACGGCACUCCUGGGCAGCCACGCGCGGGGGAUGGCCUCGCUCCUCUCAGUGGUGCAGCCAGAUUCAGGAUGAGCCGCGUGUGCUGCUCACGCCGUUGCCCUCCCGCACCAUCUCGAAUCUGGAGCUCAAGAUCAGGAAGAGACAGGGACAGCCUGUUUGGGCACGUGAUUUGGGGAAAUGAAAUACCAUUAAAAGUCGAAAAGUGUAGCUUUUGGGGGCCUCGCACGGAUCCAGAGGAGGGACUCGGCCUCCUUCGGGGGGAUGGAACUGGGAGGGAAGCGAGCUAGAGCCGCCCGGGCGUGAGGGCGCAGCAGAGGACUCCGACAUCCCGUGGUUACCUCCGUGUCUGCCUCUGGGCUCACUGUCCCAGGAUGCCAUGGGGCGGGGGUGGGCCUCUCAGAAGAAUGUCUCCUGCCCAUACUUUUUAUCCUUUUAUGGGGCCUUUGCAAAAGACUUGGGUCUACAGGCCGCCUGCUGGGGGGCGCCUCAGGAGCCCACUGGGUGCCAAUGAUGAGUCCCGGGGUGCCAGGCUCUGUGCUGGGCACGGGGCGGUGCCUGUCCUCUCGGGGAUUGCGUUCUAGAGACAGCCCUGUGCAGGCAGGGGGGAGAAGAGGCUGGCCGACCAGAGGAGGGAGAUGGCCGACAACUGGGCGGGGAGAUCGUGGCAGGCUUCACGGAGGAAGGGGCACAGAGCUGGGCAGGCGGAGGGACUGGACCAACCACCGUCUGCUCCUGUGUAAAAUGGUCCCGAUGUUGCCUGGAGUCAAGAAGACCCGAGUUCAAAUUCAGGCUCAGACACUUCCUAGCUGGGUGACCCUGGGCCAGUCACUGACUCUGUUUGCCUCAGUUUCCUCAUUUGAACCACCCUAGUGUCACUGCCAUGAAUAUCCCAAAGGGGACAUGACGGACGGGGCGUAGAACAUGCCGGGCACUGUGCCAAGCCCUGCGAGAAGCCGGGGGAGGGGUCCCUCCAGCCAGGACCGCCCUCGCCCGCGGUCUCUCUGGCCUCCCUUUGAGGCCAGAACCCUCCUGGCUCUGCUGGGGUCUGGGGGGAGCCGGGGAAGGCGCUUUGGCCCGGCUGGCGGAGGCCGCCUUCCUCGGCCCCUGCUGGCCGCUCCGGCUCCGGCUGCCCUCUGCCUGGUACGCCGGCCCCGUGGCUGGGGCUGCCCGGCACAUAGUAGGUCCUUUACAACCCGCUUGCGGAAUGUCCUUCUGGGGGACGGAGGAAAGAAUUGGGGCCUAAGCGUGUUCUAAGCGUGUUCCGGGGCAGGAAAGGCACCGGGAGGGAGCCUGGGAGGCCCCCGGGGAAAGCCGGUCCUCCCAGCGUGGCUGUAGCGCCUCCUAAGGGCUGGGCUUCACAGUGCGGCUAGAAGUGGGCCUCAGUCAGCUGCAGACCCUGGCCAAGGCACAGCUCCGUUUGCCUUAGUUUCCUCCUCUGUAAAAUGGGCUGGAGAAGGAAGUGGCAAAUAAGUCCUGCAUCUCCGCCAGUGGGUGUCUGUGGAGGGACUUGAAUUCGGUGCUGGUGGAUUCCAGCUCCAGGCUCAGCCUCAGUUUGGGGGCCUGUGCAAUGGGCGCAUCCAAGCACUGCAUUCCUCACAUUCCCGCCCCCGCGGGGCAGGUGCCUUCUCUGGGGAGGGCGGGGCUGAGGGGGGCCGCCCCUCCCCUUGUCCCCGCCCCUCCCCUCGUGCCUGGGGCUCCUGGGAGGGAGGGAGGCUCACACGGAAGUCCCAGCUCGGAGCUCCAGAAGCACCUGAGGAGGCCCCCAUCAUGCAGGGGGCUGAGGAGGAGGCCCAGACCAUGUCCGAGUCCGACAGUUUCCCGCUGGAGGAGUUUGGGCAGCUCCAGGGCUGGCGUGAGGCAGGCAGCAGGUGCUUACUGGAUGCGCGCUCCCCUUCUUUCUCCCUCCGGCAGGCCUCAGAGGCCUGGGACUUGGUCCUGGUGUCGGACCUUGAGAAGAGCAACCCCGGCCGGGCCUAUCGCCGGAAGCGCUUCCUGCAGGAGCUCAAGCACUCGGGCUUCACCAUCAAGGAGAUCGAGGACAGGAAGAAGCUGUUCUACGGCCUCAGGGCGCCCGGCAGCAUCUUCCGCCGAUACAGGCUGCUGCUGAAGGAGGCCGGCUGCUCCUCGGCCCAGGCAGCGCUGCGGGGACCCGCGUACCCCACCGCCGACCGAAUCCGCAUCGUCUACUUCAUCCUGCGGAAGAAGGAGGUGGAUGGGGAGAAGUUCGACGAUCUGAUGAGGGACGACGUGUUCGAGGCUAUGUUUCCUCUCCACGAGAGGGCAGAGCUGCUGCAGAAUCACUGGGCGCGCUGGAGGGGCCUCUUCCACAAACAGCCCAUCGACAAGAUCAGGGCCUACUUCGGGGAGAAGGUGGCCUUGUACUUCGCCUGGCUGGGCUGGUACACGGUGAUGCUGGUGCCCGCGGCCGGCGCCGGCCUCCUCGUCUUCCUCAGCGGCUUCUCCCUCUUCGACGCCAGCCAGAUCAGCAAAGAGGUCUGUGAGGCCAGAGAGGUCAUCAUGUGCCCGCUGCAAGACCAUCAGCGCCAGUACUGGAGGCUGUCCGAGAUCUGCACCUUCGCCAAGCUCACCCACCUCUUCGACAACGAGGGCACCGUGGUCUUCGCCAUCUUCAUGGCCCUGUGGGCCACCGUGUUUCUGGAGUUCUGGAAGCGGGAGCGGGCGCGGACGGCCUCCAGCUGGAAGCUCUACGGCUGGGACGAGGACCAGGAGGAGCUGGCCUUGGAGCUGAUCAACAACCCCGGCCACCAGCUGCAGAAGCACCAGCACUCCUACCUGCACAGCGGCGCCAUCCUCGUCUUCUCCCUGCUCAUGAUCUGCCUGCUGAUCGGCGUGGCCCACGCCCUCGUGGUCUACCGGGUCAUGGCCACCUUCCUGUUCAGCCACUCGGCCCUGCCCUUCCUGGAGCGGCAGCUGACUACGGCCGUGGUGGUCACCGGAGCCCUGGUGCAUUACGUCACCAUCGUCAUCAUGACCAAGGUGAACAGAAUGGUGGCUCUGAAGCUGUGCGACUUCGAGAAGCCGCGGACGUUCUCGGAGCGGGAGAGCAACUUCACCAUCAAGUUCUUCACGUUCCAGUUCUUCGCCCACUUCUCUUCCCUCUUCUACAUCGCCUUCUUCCUGGGCAGGAUAAACGGGCACCCGGGGAACCAGGUCCGGAUCGGUGGCCAGUGGAGGCUGGAAGAGUGCCACCCGAGCGGCUGCAUGAUGGACUUGUUUGUACAAAUGGCCGUCAUCAUGGGCCUGAAGCAGACCCUCAGCAACUGCGUGGAGUACCUGAGCCCGUGGCUGAAGGUCCGCCUCAGGAGGGUCCGAGAGUGUCCCCAGGCCAGGAGGCCGGCAGAGCCGAGCCUGGAGCAGUGGCUGCACAACUACUGCCUCAACCAAGUCAACGUCUUCAGCCUGUUUGACGAAUUCAUGGAGAUGAUGAUCCAGUACGGCUUCACCACCAUCUUCGUGGCCGCCUUCCCGCUGGCCCCGCUCCUGGCGCUCUUCAGCAACCUCAUAGAGAUCCGCCUGGACGCCAUCAAGAUGGUGCGGCUGCAGCGCCGCCUGGUGCCGCGGAAGGCCAAGGACAUCGGGACCUGGCUGCUGGUGCUCGAGGCCAUCGGGGUGCUGGCGGUCAUCGCCAACGGGAUGAUCAUCUCCUUCACGUCCGAGUUCAUCCCGCGGCUCGUGUACAGGCACCUGUACGGGCCCUGCAGCCGGCCGGCCAACGCCACGGCCGACUGUCUGACCGGGUACGUGAACCACAGCCUGUCCGUGUUCCACACCGCCGACUACCAGGACCCGGUUCCGAGCCUGGGGCGGGAGAACGUGACCCAGUGCAGGUACCGGGACUACCGAGACCAGGUGGAAUACAAGCACUCGGCGCACUUCUGGUUCCUCCUGGCCUGCAGGCUGGCCUUCCUCAUCCUCUUUGAGCACGUGGCCCUGUGCGGGAAGCUCGUGGCUGCCUGGUUUGUCCCGGAUGUGCCCCAGUCAGUGAAAAACACAGUCCUGGAGGACAAAUUUGAGAAUCUCUGUGAGAAACUGCGCCUCAGCUCCAGAGUCACAGACGUGUAGAGGCCGGAAGGAGGGUUGGACGCACCUAAGGGUGCCCAAAGCGGCCUCUGCCCGGUGCGGGUGCCCAGCUGGGGGCCUGGGAAAUGGGGCACCCCUCCCUCCGAGGGGUCCCUGGGUGCCAACCCUCUUCUCCCUGUUCUGCAUCCCAUAAUAAAGCCAUUUUUUAAA